GCUACUGCGGCGAUGCCAGAGUCCCCAUCUUACGAGCCAGUCCCUUCUGGUCCUAGUUCCCCUCCAGGAAAUCCCGAUACCAGGGUGUUGCACCGUUUCCGAACGAUCCGGAGGACCCUGCUGUUCGCAGCAACCGCUGCUAUUGUCCUUCUCGCCGUGCUGAAGGCGAACGAGUGGACGAAUCACCAGGGAGAGCUACAGGCGCCGCCAGGAACAGAUACCGACGCAGAAGUCGGACUACCCGCAGACAAUACGGAGAACGCAACCACGCCUGACAUGCCUGAACACGGAAAAUACAGCGUGGGAUACUUUGUGAAUUGGGGUAUUUAUGGCAGAAAAUACCCACCGUCCUCGAUACCUGCUGAGAAUCUAACCCACAUCCUCUACGCCUUCGCAAACAUCAAAGCGGACUCAGGCGAAGUCUUCUUGUCCGACACUUGGGCAGACCAAGAGAUUCAUUAUCCGGGUGACUCCUGGAGCGAUGUCGGACACAAUCUCUACGGUAACUUCAAAGCUAUAUACAAGCUGAAGCAGCAGCACCGACACCUCAAGGUCAUCCUUUCCAUCGGCGGUUGGACGUAUUCCCCUACAAUCCAUCCAAUCGUCGUCUCGCCGCCUCUCCGAUCGAAGUUCGUGGCGUCGGCCAUACGACUUCUAGAGGACAACGGGUUGGAUGGUCUAGACAUCGACUAUGAGUAUCCUCAGAACGAUGCGCAAGCGCGGGGUUACGUAGACCUCCUCAGGGAGCUGAGAGCUGGACUCGAUGCCCAUGCAGCACGCAAGGGUAUCAAUCACAGAUUCCUCCUAACAAUUGCUGCGCCUUGCGGGCCGGAUAACUACCAGAGACUUCACGUGCGUGAAAUGGACCAGGUCCUCGACUUCUGGAACAUGAUGGCAUAUGACUUUUCUGGCUCGUGGGACCAGAUAGCCAAUCACCAGGCGAACCUAUUCGGAGGCCCCGUUAGCGCGUCGCAGGCAGUGCAAUGGUACAUUGACCAGGGCGUGCCCCGCAGCAAGAUCAUUCUGGGCAUCCCCCUGUAUGGGCGUAGCUUCAUGAACACAGAAGGUCCCGGUACGCCUUUCCAGGGCAUCGGUCAGGGUAGCUGGGAGCAAGGAGUGUACGACUAUCGCGCACUGCCUCCACCCGGCUCCUACCUCCUUCGCGACCAAGACGCCGUCGCCAGCUGGUCGUACAACUACCAAACCAAAGAGAUGGUCAGCUUCGACUCCGAAGAGAUCGGGAGGCGGAAGGGCGAGUGGAUCGCUCAGGAAGGCCUGGGCGGGAGCAUGUUCUGGGAGCUCAGCGGCGACAAGGGGACGCCACGAGACGGUAUGGAGGGCGGCCCCGGGAAGGACCCGCAGCCUGGUCGGAGUCUGGUUGCUGUCGUCAAGGAGGCUAUGGGCCCUUUAGACCAAAGCCCGAACUGGCUGACGUACGAGGGAAGCAAGUUCGACAACAUCCGCAAUGGCACCGCGUAAUGCGUGCUCCGCCCCGACCGUCGCUGCGUUGUAGGAUUAGGAAGGCUGUCCAGUAAUAUCAUCAUAUGCAGUUCAUUCAUACAGUCCGCUGUCAGCGAAUUUGAGAUGGUAGAGAAUGAACGACUGCGGUUUCCUGA
Molecule: messenger RNA, 1616 nt
Organism: Rhodofomes roseus
Lineage: Eukaryota; Fungi; Basidiomycota; Agaricomycetes; Polyporales; Fomitopsidaceae
Product: glycoside hydrolase family 18 protein
Exons: 6
Coding region: 13-1479 (488 amino acids)
Biological process (GO): chitin catabolic process; carbohydrate metabolic process
Cellular component (GO): extracellular region
Molecular function (GO): chitinase activity; chitin binding
Source: RefSeq, a predicted model, not a curated record